This is a messenger RNA of Sphaeroforma arctica JP610, 1679 nucleotides long. RefSeq names its product phenylalanine-4-hydroxylase. The transcript has 4 exons. Gene Ontology annotation, biological process: aromatic amino acid metabolic process. Gene Ontology annotation, molecular function: iron ion binding; oxidoreductase activity, acting on paired donors, with incorporation or reduction of molecular oxygen, reduced pteridine as one donor, and incorporation of one atom of oxygen. NCBI's taxonomy places the organism in Eukaryota, Ichthyosporea, Ichthyophonida. The record is from RefSeq and is a predicted model, not a curated record. Bases 238 to 1572 code for a protein of 444 amino acids.
AUUUUCUUAAAACGAUGGGAUCACAUCAUAAUGUAAUAAGGAAUGCUCGCAACAACGUUGUGAAUUACUCGUCGGAACUCAUAACAGGUUAUUUGUAGGACAACUUGAAUCAACUAAAAUAUCAAACGAAUAUAAAAGAGGACAGUCAACACAUAGUCGAUCACUCAACACUUCUGCAUUACAAUCAGAACAACUAUUAGUUGUUAUCUUAUUUCCAAUUCGUAUUCUUAUUCCAAGAUGGUAGAAGCAAAAGAUUCAAAAGUCAGCACUGGCUCUUCAUACCUGGAGCUCAAUCGCCCUAAGCGCGUGUCAAUGAUCCUUUCCUGCAAGGAGAAAGUAGGCAUUCUAGCGGAUGUUCUGGGCUUCUUCUCUAAGGAGGGCCUGACCUUGGCUCAUAUCGAGUCUCGUCCGUCUGCUUUGGAGAAGGACCAGUUCGAUUUCUUCGUAGAUGUGAUGCAAAGCGCGAACAUGGAGAACAUGGACAGUAUCCGUGCGGGUUUGGAGAAUAUUUGUGAUACCGUGACUAUCAUUGGAAACCAAGAGGCUGCAGACACCCCCUGGUUCCCUCAGAAGAUUAGCGAUCUGGAUCGUUUCGCUACACACACGUUGGAAUUCGGCAAGGAGUUGAAGGCUGAUCAUCCUGGAUUCUCGGACAUGGAGUACCGCAAGCGCCGCUGUGCUAUCACCGAAAAUGCAACUUCCUAUAAACACGGAGAAAAAAUUCCUCGAGUAGAAUACACUGACGUCGAGAUCGAAACUUGGGGAAAGGUGUACAAGAGAUUGACGGAUCUUUACCCUACUCACGCAUGCAAAGAGCACGUUAAGGCGCUUCCCUUGCUUGAACAGUACUGCGGUUAUGGUGAGAAUAAUAUCCCUCAAUUACAAGAUAUCUCCGAUUUCUUACACUCACAAACCGGUUUCCGCCUUCGACCGGUUGCCGGCCUACUAUCAUCGCGAGAUUUCUUAAAUGGAUUAGCCUUCCGGGUCUUCCACAGCACACAAUACGUACGUCACCAUUCACAACCUUUCUACACACCUGAGCCCGAUGUGGCCCACGAGUUAUUAGGACACGUCCCGCUAUUCGCCGAUCCCGAUUUCGCGGCUUUCUCACAGGAAAUUGGGUUAAUGUCUCUGGGUGUGAGUGAUGCAGAUAUCGAAACGUUAGCAACAUGCUAUUGGUUUACAAUUGAGUUUGGGCUAUGUAGGGAAGGCGAUGAGAUUAGGGCAUAUGGUGCGGGUCUACUGUCCUCGUUCGGCGAGUUAGAGUACUGCUUAACCGACAAGCCCAAAUUAUUAGAUUUCGAUCCCAAAACGACUUCACUGACCAAAUACCCUGUGACCGAGUUCCAGCCCACAUACUUUGUGGCUGAAAGUUUUGAGGAUGCCAAGAAGAAGCUCAAGGAGUUCGGCAAUAGUCUGAGCAGAAGUUUUGCCGUCCGCUAUAACCCUUACACGGAGUGUGUAGAGGUUAUUAACAGUCAGAAGCAACUCAAGACACUCGCUUACAGCAUACAUGCGGAGAUGGACACAUUGUUGAGCGCAAUGAGUCGUAUGGCAGAGGAGAGCAAAUAAGCGCUUAUAGAUGGUCACAUGCUUAGGUACCCGGCGUAUACUAGUCAGUCUUCCACUACAACAUACCUUAGCGAAAUAAACAAAAUUGGCGUGCCGAACAUUGUCUG